This is a messenger RNA of Nezara viridula (southern green stink bug), 7343 nucleotides long. The record is from the annotation of a GenBank genome assembly. NCBI's taxonomy places the organism in Eukaryota, Metazoa, Arthropoda, Insecta, Hemiptera, Pentatomidae.
AUAUCUGCUUCUCGCUUUUGUCUUGAGAGAUUUAUAUAAGUUCAUAUUUUCAUCACCUUUGGAGUGGUUCAAGGUUUAAAAGAGAUGCAGAAUGGGGUGGAGAGUGUUAGCUUCAAUACUGCUUUUUCUUGCUUCGCUGCUAGCAGAUGUUCGAGGAAACGAGUCUCCUAUUCUGACCCAAGAUAUGGACAAUACAGUCCUGUCGGAGAAUGCUCAAGUCGGCAGUGUGGUAGAAGUGCUGAAAGGUACGGAUCCAGAAGGCUCACCCGUUCGUUUCGGGAUAUCAGGAACGGACAAGUUCAGUGUGAAUCCAGUUACAGGUGAAGUUACCUUGAUUCGCCCUCUAGACAGAGAGGUGAAUGAUACGCUUAGAUUUUUUGUAACUAUUGAAGAUGAUGUAAACAAUUUGGUACAAACACCAGUCUCCGUUAUAAUUAUAGAUGUCAACGACAACCCACCUGCAUUUAAAAACGAACCUUACGAAGUAUCUGUAACGGAGAGUACUGACAUAGAAACUUUAAUAUUCUCUGGAAUAAUGUUAGAAGAUUAUGAUCUUUCUGGAGAAAUAUUAGAAGUUUUUUGCAAAGAUCAUGAAAUGUUUCCUGGUACAUGUGAAAAAUUUGAGAUAACCACUUUUAAUUCGAGCCAGCAAAGCUUUCAUGGUGGGGUCAUUCUAAAAGAAAAGCUAAAUUAUUCUGAACGACAGUUGUAUCAGCUUCUAUUAAUUGCAACAGAUGGAACAUUUAAUACAACAUCUAGUUUAGAAAUCAAAGUACUGGACAUUCAAGACACUCCGCCAUUAUUUCAAGGUUCUUUGACCGGUGUCAUUAAGGAAGACGAUCCAAUAGGAACGCUUGUUAUGACAGUGCAUGCCAAAGAUGGAGACAAAGGUGUUCCUCGGAAAAUCGUAUAUGAUCUAUUGACGAAUCCACAGGAUUACUUUCUUCUGGAUCCUGAUACAGGAGAACUAAGAACUGCCAAGCCACUGGAUCGUGAAGCAUUAUUGGAAUCCACUGGUGUUUUAACACUUCUGAUAAGGGCCAGAGAAAUCGUCGAUGGGGUACCAGGUAAUGAUUCCUUGACAUCGACCACGACCAUGGCAUCUGUAACGAUUAAGGAUGUGAAUGACGAACCUCCUCAGUUUAAUCAAAAGGAAUAUCAUGUUAAACUAUCGGAAAACACUCCUUUAGGAACACCACUCCCAAACUUAAACAUGACCAUUACCGAUCCAGAUGUUGGUAUUAAUUCUAGAUUCAAGUUAAGUCUAUCUGAUGUUUCUGGGGCAUUCGAUGUUGAGCCUUCAACGGGGUCUGGUUCGACAGCAGUUAGCAUUCGCGUAGUAAAUGGCCCCUUAGAUUAUGAAAAUCCUAAUAAUAGGAAGUUCAUUUUGCUGGUCAUAGCUGAAGAGACAGAAACUCCUCAAAAACUCUCAUCUACUGCUACGGUUACCAUUGAAAUUACUGAUGCUAAUGACAACGUACCGGAAUUCGAUAGUGAGGCAUACAGUGCUUCGGUUGACGAGACUGCAAUCCCAGGCGAUCCAGUGACUACUAUCACCGCUUCCGAUGUAGAUACUGGUUCCUUCGGCACGAAAGGAAUUGUGUACAAUCUCGUCGGGCAUGGUGCCGAGAAAUUUAACGUUAAUAAGAAAACUGGACUCAUAACAGUGGCACCAUGCGUGAUGCCUGGUUCACCUCAGUGUUUAGACUUCGAAACCAAACCUGUAUAUUAUCUCAAUUUACAAGCCACUGACAACGAAGGUGAGGGACAAACAAAGGUAGUUCCGCUCCAGAUAUCUUUAAACGACAAUAACGACAAUCCUCCAACUUUUACAUCAGACUCUUACAAGGCAAUCAUAGAUGAGGGAUCAGACAAGUUUGAACCUCCUCUUUUCGUUCAGGCUCGGGAUGUAGACAAAACUUCUGAAGUAAUUUACUCAAUCGUCGAUGGCAAUGUUAACAAUCUGUUUUCCAUAGAUCCGCUUUCAGGUGAAGUUACCGUUACUGACAGAAAUGGACUGGAUAUGACGAAUGUAUCUUCGGAUAUGAUUCACCUUGUCAUUCAAGCUUUUGAUGGUGUGUUUAAAGUCAACUGCUCGGCCGACAUUACAGUACUCGAUGUCAACAAUAAUCAUCCCAUUUUCGAACAGUCUGAGUAUACCAUAACCGUGCCAGAAGAUUCUCCGACUGGUACAAGUGUUGAAACUGUAGUUGCCCACGAUGCCGAUACCGGAAUAAAUGCUAAAUUGCUCUAUAGAAUAGAAAAAGGAGGGUUUGAUGAUUUUGGCAUCGACAACAGAACUGGAGUAGUCAAUGUGAUUUCUAAGUUGGAUUACGACAGAAGGAAUAGUUACCUUAUUCAUAUAAUUGCUGUUGAUGGAGGGACACCAGCUUUAACUGGAACUACUACUUUAAGCAUCGCCGUCGCCAAUACCAAUGACAAAAUUCCCUUUUUCUCACCCGCAACCCAGAGGGCAGAGGUCAAAGAGGAUGCAAAAGUUGGAGAAGUAGUCCAUCACCUCAUCGCCCAAGAUUUAGACGUCAAUUCAACAGAUGCCUUAAACUUUGACGUAACCGAGCCAAUAACAGCUGUUGAUAAGAACGGGAAAGAAGUUGAAGGAGAUGCUUUCAAAGACUUCUUCAGUGUAAAUCAAGCAACGGGAGUAGUAGCAGUCGCAAGACCUCUUGAGCGAGAAAUCGCAGCUAUUGUGAGAAUUACAGUAUUAGUUACCGACAUAACAGCAUCUACCAAGCAGCAGGGGACAGGAACUCUUAUUAUCACCAUUAUUGAUGUAAAUGAUUAUGCACCGGAGUUCUUGAAACCUUGGUCGAUUUCUAACCCUAGGUAUUCCGUUGAAGUACUGGAAGAACAACCCCCAGGCACGAUGGUCGGUACAUUCACAGCAAUUGACCAAGACUCGAAUAAUAUCUGGUACGAUAUAGAACCACCGAGUGAAUACUUCGAAAUAAAUAAUAUCACAGGUGCAGUGAAGACGAAGAUUCGACUGGAUUAUGAAAAAAGUCCUUCAUUACAAUUCAGUAUCGUCGCCUACGAUUCUGGAAUACCUCCGUUGUCAUCCACUGCUCACAUUUCAGUUAAUGUUGUCAAUAUAAAUGAUAUGAAUCCAAUUUUCAACCAGAGAGAAUAUACGUUUUGGGUAGAUGAGAACGCUGAGUCUGGUACAGUUAUUGGAAACGUAUCUGCAUCGGACGGCGACGCAGGAGAAGCAGGACAAGUUACCUACAGCCUUUCAGAGCAAAGCUUUGGAGAUUUCUCUAUCGACAAGAAUUCUGGUGAAAUAUUGGUUUUAAAUAAUUCCAAAUUGGACCGUGAGGCGAGGGAGGAAAUGACAAUCCAGGUGAUUGCGACAGAUGGGGCAAUUGGCGACGACGCACGAUCUUCCAUAGUACCUGUUCAUAUCAAAAUCAAAGAUGUCAACGAUAAUGCUCCUGUCUUUUCUCAACAUGAGUACAAAAUAAACAUUGUCGAAAGUAUUCCUCUUUCCCCUCCAGCUCCGAUACUUCAACUGAGAGCAGAAGAUAGAGAUUCUUCAAGUCGUCUGGAAUACUCAAUAGUUUCUGGAAACACUGGAGAUGUGUUCAUGUUGGAUAGUAUUACUGGAAUAAUGUACCCAAGGAUCUCAUUAAAAAAUCAGUUACCUUAUUACACGUUACUCGUACAAGUGAGCGAUGGAGUACACGUCGACGAAGCACGUAUAGAUAUCAACGUCCAAGCGAUUAAUCAGAACCAACCGGUUUUUACCUUCCCUUCAAAUAGCAAUUCAACUGUCUUCAUAAAAGAGAAUGACAACGAAGUGGGAGCAGUCGUACUGACAGUUAAAGCAGUCGAUGGCGAUAGCGGUGAAAACGGGCGCGUGACCUACCAUUUUAAAGUCAGAAAUGAAAACGUCCAAGAAACUGAGGAUUUCACAAUCAAUGCUGACUCCGGGGAAGUGAGAGCCAAGUCGAGCUUAGACCGAGAGACCAAAUCAUUAUAUCAUCUUGUUCUUGUCGCUCGAGACCAUGGCUCUCCCACAUGGUACGAAGCCUUGAGAUCUCUCACUAUUGAACUGUUAGACGUUGACGACAAUGUUCCAGAAUUCAGUACUUUAGAACCUUAUGUUUUUCAUAUCAAAGAAAAUGCUCCACCUCGUUCUAAAAUCGGAGUCAUUGAAGCUAACGACAGAGAUGAAGGCGAAAAUUCCAAAGUUUAUUAUUAUAUUGUUAAAGAUGAGUCGAAAUCAUUCGUAGUCGAUAAACUUAAUGGGACAAUAAUUUGUAGUGUUACAUUAGACAGGGAAGAGAAAGAUAGCUAUGAUAUCUAUGUCAAGGCUACUAAUGAUCCUGAUUACUAUGUAUCUAAGGAAAAAUUGGAUAUGAAGAAUCUAAAAGCUUCUAAGACAAUCGCUCACAUAAAAAUUUCUGUAAUGGAUGAAAAUGAUAAUGAGCCCUUCUUCUACAGUACUGAAUAUAAUGCAGGAGUUUUAGUGAGCGCUCAUGGAGGAGAGUUUGUAGCUCAGCUGACGGCUACCGAUAAAGACGCAGGAGCUAACGGUUCUCUAUCCUACUUGAUCCUGACGUCUCACCUCUUCAGGGCUGGUUCAAAUGUUUCGUCAGGUUCCGUCAUUCCCAGUCCAUUCACCAUCAGCGAGACUGGAAAGCUAACGACUGCGGCACUUGUCGCAGAAUACAAUCAAGAAAGAUUUAAAUUGGAAGUAAUUGCCAAAGAAAAGGCUCCACCCUACAGAGAAGCUAAGGCUAUCGUUAAUAUAUGGAUUUAUGAGCAGCAACAGCUGAUAAGAGUCAUCCUCUCUCGCCCCCCAGAAGAGGUUCACAGAGAAAAGGAACAAAUAACGAUGGAGCUGAGUAACGUUACCAAGAGCCUCGUCGUCAUCGACGAGAUUAAAUAUCAUAUUGAUCCGCAGGGUCAGGUUCAGCAAGAAUGGUGUGAUAUGUACCUUCAUGUUGUCGACAAGAAAACCCAAAUGAUAUCUACCAUCCCAGAUGUCCUCAAGUUGAUAGAUUCUCAUUACGAUUUCUUGAAAGAUUAUUAUGCUGGAUUUGCAAUUGAAAAUGUUGUGCCUGCCUACGUCGGAGCAAAAGAAGAAACUUUCGAACCAGCUCUUGCUGCUUUGAUUGCUCUUCUCAUCGUUCUGUUUGUCGGAUGUGUCUCAGUUAUUGUUGUAUGCUGUUGCUUCAGGCAUUGGAUAGUCUCAGAACCUGUUGACAUGAAGCAAUCAGACAUGCUAAUUAAGAAAACUGUCAUGGACGAUCUGAACACCACUGAAAAUCCACUUUGGAUUGAGCAAAAAUUGAAGCUGUAUGAAGAGCAAGAAUUGACAAUGCAAGUCUUCUGCGAACCUGAAAACAAUCAAAUUCCCCCGCCUAUGGAAAGGAGAGACUCUGUAGAUAUGUCGGUGGUUGACAAUACUUAUGCUACGAUUCAGCACCCGAAUAGAAGAAGUUCAUUAAACACAAUGCUGUCGCUGGGGGCUGGCGAUUAUGCAACGUUGGGUGGUUCUGUCCUACCACUAGACAACGUCAGCUCGCAUAGUCAACAGAUGUUCGAAGCAGCUCUUGGCUUCCAAGGUUCGACGUUUCAAGUCCCAGAAAACCCCGAUUUGUUCAGAGCUAGAUCCGAGCUACGUGUGAACAAAGAUGGUCAACCAGAAUUUGUAUCAGAACUUAUAUGAUUAUGGUGAACUAAUCUCAUUUUUUGUAAAUAUUAAGUUAGUAUUUGUGUGUAUUGUCUUAUUGGAAGGCAUCCGUUCAAUGUUUUCUAAAUCCAAUGUACAUUCGUCAUCGAGCUAUGCCAUAAUUAUGUUUAUAUGUUUUAUUUAUUUAUAGUUUAGUGUAUAAAGACAUAGAAAAACUUUACGCUUUUUUUGUGUAAUUUUUUGUUAACAGUGCCAAAAGUGAACGAAUACUUGGAUACUUAACACUGUUUAUCUGCAGUUUAUUUCUAUCUAUGUAAUCUUAUUGCGGUAAUACUUCUUGAUACAACUCCUGGCUUAUGUACUUUAACUUAAAAUGGCUAAUUGAUAUGUUUUUCACCUUAUUACAAAAGAUACUUUGAUAUUUUAUUAAUUUACUUCAUCAUCAAGGAUUGGACUAUCGUCAGUUGUAGUGCUACUUUUCUUUUUUUUUAUUAUAGUAGAGCAUUUGUGAAAAUGUCCAUCUGAAAGAAGGCUGGUUCAUAGAGUGUCAAUUAUCUGGACUAAUCAAUAAAAGUUAUUAUUUGAGAUAUCUGAUACAAUUAUCAUCACCAUUAUCUCGGCCUCUUGUAUAUAAUUCAAAAUCUAUUAAAAAUAUAACAGAAAUAAUUUGAUAAUUGUAAUUUAAAGUAUUCGCUUUACCUUCAUUGGAAUAGAUAGCUCAUAUUAUUGCUAUUGACUAAAUUAAAAUUCUUAACAAAAUUUAAACGUGUAAAUUCAUAAUUUUAAUGAUUUAGGUCUUGAUUUUGUUAAAACAAAUAUCCAGCAACACAACUUAUUAUAAAUGAUGAUGCAAUUAGAAACAUUAUUAAACUGUUUCUCCAGGUUGUGUGAGAUUCUUUCGUGUUUCUAUUUGAGCUGAAUGAGUUUCAAAAUAUAAAACAACUGGUUAUUUCAAAUCUUGGAGGACACAAAUUCUUCAUUGUAGAUAAUUAUACUUCAAAAAUUGUAAAAAAAAAAAAAGAAGAAUAUCCAAUUUUUUUUAAAGUAAGUAAUUAUUAAUUUUCAGGAUUUUUCUACUUUUUUUUUUCUUAUUUUUGGAACAGAAAUAUUUUUCACUGGAUAUAAUCCCUUCUUGAUUUUGUGCCCAUUUGAUUACUGUUUUCUGUGUGAAGAUGCUACUUCAUAAUUUUGCCGUUCCUUUUCUUUAUUUUCUUGUCGUUUCCUAAGCAGUUCUUCAAACUCAAUAUUAUUUUCUCUUCACUUCAAAUUUGAAUUUUUACAUUCAAGAACGAUCAUCAUUUUCAAUAAGAGUUUCCUGUAAUAACGGUUGAGACUUGUCACCAGACCUGGACCGAAAACAUGUAAAUUUGUAUUAUCUUUGUUGUUCAUCACAUGUUUAUAUCAUAUGUUCUGUUACAAUUUUAAUUAUUUGAGUGUAAGUUGUAUAAUUGAGUAAGUCAUUUGCAAAUGAUUUAAUUAUUCUUUCAGAAUAUUUAAAUUACACGCAAUUAAAUAAUAAAACUAAUUUCAUCAUUCUUCUAGAACAAUAAGUUUUCCUGACUUACAAAUUUAAUUACACUCAAUGCAAAUAAUGACAAUAAGUGAACAUGUGAUAUAAACAAUGAAAACAAGUGAUGAAUAAUAAGUAUAAUAAAAAUAAUUUACAUCUUCCCCUUAAGCCCACCAU